GACGACAGCUCAUCCAAUAUCCAUGUUCAACACACUCAUGCGCAAAGGACGUGGAUUGUAGACGUGCGAAAAUAUUGCGAAUUUAUCGAAACACAAAUAACUCAGUUUCCAGGAACUCAGUGUUAUCUCAGUGUGCAUUAAAAAGAGUGUUUACUUGUUGUUGAUGUGCUAAAAUACUGGAUUGCGGUGCUUGUGCUGUGGAUCAGUGAGUCUACUUCAACGCGAAAGGAUUUUUUUUGCAUUCAUUCACCGAUUAUUAUGUUUCUUCGAUUACUAAGAAUGCCAAGAGCUAAAUCCUAACGAACGACCACUAAUAUGGGUAGUGCAAAGGUAUCCAACGCGCAACCACAAAUAUCAAUGGCUGAGAACGACAAGAAAACCCUAAAAAAACUGCUCAAAGUCUUCUUCAAAAAGGACAAGAAAAAAGACAAACCCAGCGAAGAUGCAGUCAAAACAGAGAAACAAAGAGACGGGAAUGUUAAUUCUAUCCCUGUCAACACAGUCGCGAACAUUCUAGACAAAAUACAGUACAAACUAGAAGUCAAAAACGAAAAUGAGGAUGAGGAUGAUGAAUUAAACAAUUUUUCGUUCAAAACAGUUCAAGAGGAAGCCAGGAAUGACAGAAUUGACUCACAAUCGUCAGAAGACAGUGGCUUUGCUGAGAAAUACGUAGAAGAAGUGCCAUCAGAUGAUGAUUGUAAAGAAAAAGACGAUGACGUCAUCCUAUCGCUGAAAAAACUUAACUUGGACGACAAAAAUACAGACAAAGACGAUGGAAUCGUCGACGCGUUCAACAAUUUGGAUAUCAACAACGAAAAAUGUCCUUUAUCGGUUAAAAACGACGGUGAUGACGAAACUGUUGACAAAUCUGAAGCUUCCAAUAAAAAUGAGGAUGUUGAAAACCAGAAAUGUACUAAAGAGAAGCGGAAACAUAAAGUACUGUUGUGCAGAAAACCUAUAAAGACUAAAGUUGGGGAGCCUAGGAAUGCGUGUCCAUAUUAUGUACAGCAGUCAGAUCCUUGUAGACAGAUCCAAAUCAACAAGCACACGCUAACCGGUGGCCAAGUCAUCGUGAAUCAGACCAGACACAACGACUCCAUCGAGUUCGACAACGCCUUGAUCCAAGUCCAGCAAUCCUCACAGAACUCCCAGCACGAAUAUGGCGACGAAUGGAUCAACAUCGUCUCCGACGUCAUCGAAAACGACAUGAAGAAGGUCUCGCAAACGAAAGAGACAGACGAAGAUCUGCUCUCCUGCUUCUUCCAAUCCCAGCAGUUGCCAGAACCGGUAGAUGUGAACGUCAUGACGCCCCCUCAUCAAGAGCAAUCGCCUCCAAACCCAAUCGAGGAGUUCUCGAACCAUCUCAAUUACGAACUCUUUGGAGAGCUGGACUUCACUACACUGCUGCCCUCAGAAAUGCCUCAGCCUAAAGCCCAGCAGUUUCUCUUCCCGACUCCACCUCACUCAGAAAACGCAGCCAGUCCCAUGUCGGAUUCCCAAGGGUCUUUUAGGACUUCUGAGUACACCUAUUCCCCUGAUCGGUCAGUCAUUUUCUCCCCUGAAAGGUCAUCCCCCAUUUGCAACAGUGAUUACGAGAAAUUCCAAGACAUUUCGAACUUCGACGACUCUCCCAUUCAAGAUGAGGUGGUUAGAGGAAGAGAGCGUACAAAUUCUCUUUCUAUGACGAUGAAGCAGUACAAGGAUUUGCAGAAGGAGCUCUCUCAGUCUUUCUCGAAGAAAGAUUGCUGUCAAAUGACUCUGAAGCCGUGUAAAGCGCUGUUUCAAGAGCAUUUGCAGAAAUUGAAGACUGAUGAGAGAAAGAAUUUAUGCCUCAAAGUCGCUAAGAUGGAGCUGAAACAUGCCUAUGGAGUGCUGCAGCACGUCCUGAUCAGACUGAGCCAGCCGUGCUCGCAGGAGGCGCUCCUGCACGCCCUUUUCUGUUUGCUCGGCGAGCGGGUGCUGUCGCAGGAGCCCGACUGGUUCCAAGACGACUUUGGGUUGAACCUUCUAAAAUCCGCCGUGCUGAGGUGCCCGCAGCGCCCGCUUCUGACGCGAUACCUCGUGCAGUGCGUCCGCACAGCUGUGCGCGUCAACCCCGCGCUUACUGAGGGAAAGGACUCUGUCUUCCACGAGGUGGACGCGCAAGGCGACACCCUGGUGACGGCCUGCGCGCGUCGUGGCGACUCUUGCGCCGACGCAUUGGCCGAGCUCGUACGACGCGACGACGCGACGCUGCUGCCGCUGUUCAGGAUACACCACGUCAAUGCCGACGGGUCUUCGGCUUUGCACGUGGCGUGCAGCGAGCACAGCGCGUCGCGCCCGCGUCUACACAUCGCGCACGUGCUACUAGAGCACGCUGGAGCCGACUUAUGGCAAGGGGACUCAAAAGCGGGUGACACCCCGGUUCACAUGGCGGUCAACUCCAAGGACUGCGACUUAAAGCUCAUCAUGGUUCUGUUCAAGCACGUCGACAGAAAGGUCUGGAAGAAACUGGCGCACACACCUAACAUGUGUUCGACGACGCCUCUCGAGUAUGCGCGAUCAGCAACCAAAUCUCAAGUAAGAGACGGAUAUCCAACUGAAGUGCUGGAGUUUCUCAAGAAGUGCCGUUAAAUUGAAGAAUUCAUCAAUGAAAAGCACACCAACGUGUCAAUCAUAUGUCUAAAAAAGUAAAAAAGGUAUUUUGUAGCUGUAACACUGAAGUGUCCCAAAGAAGACAGUGACAGGACGCUACUAUCAAUACAUAUUAAAACUUUUCAAGUUUUGUCGACUACUGUAAGAUUUUAAAACUCUUUUUCAAUGUACAAUUCUAGAACACUAUUUCGAGGUACAAUAAUUGUAGUUUUUAAUUCGAGACAAAACUGGUGUUACAAAUGAAAUGGUGAUAAAAAAUAUUGUGCAUUCGAACACGCACAGAGUGUCGAGCGAUUUGUCGCAUGGAUAACUUGCUUUGGACCCGAGGGUGUCUUAAAAACUGCCUUUAAGGAAACUCAAAAACAGCCAACAAAAGCAAAUAAGACACAGGAACAUACAACUCCAUUUGUAAUCAAUCUGUCUCGAAUUAUAAAGUUGAUGCAAGAAACAUACAUGAUACCUACAUUCAUUUUAGAACCAUCCACAAAUAGUUUUGUCUUUAUUAACUAACACGAAAAAGAGUUUUAAAUAAGCUUGUAGACUGAUACCACAAAAUUAACACGAUUCACAGGUUUUAGUGACCUUCAGAUAAAAACGAAAUUAACACAUUAUAAGAAGUAAAUUAAAAGUACACGAUUUAAAACUGCAUAAAUCAAUACUGGAAAGUACAUUGAUUUUUCUCAUCAAAUUGUACAUAAAUUUUGUUGUAUUACAUUUAGCUAUCGGUGCGAAUUCGUCAGAAAAAUUAACACUUUUCAUGCGAUUUCUACAGACAAUUUUAGUACGAAUUCGCACUGUCUUAAUAAAUAUAAUGCAUGGUCCAAUGACAAUUAUUUUUAAUACUAACACGUAUUUUUAGAGCACUAAAGUACAUAUUUGUAGGCUCCGUUUUCAAAUCAGACAAAGGAUAAAUUUUGACUACGCACUGUAAAAUAAAUUAUUUUUUAUAUAAAAAAUAUGCCUUUUUUACUGUAUGGGGACGAAUAAAUCGUUAGAUUUUUUUAAAUAAAAUGGAAAAAAAUCUUAGGCUAGAUUGCAUCAUCUUACUUUAACUUUAACAAACGUCAAGUCUAUCCAACUCCAUUCAAAAAACACCGGUUAAGGUUUUAGUCACGGUUAAAUGAAGGUGGUGCACCUCAGCCUUAGUUUUCUUGAAAAAGCAAUCAUUUUGUGUUGUAAAUAUAUUUUUCUAAUCACUUUACUAACAAUUUGAGUCUUUCAUAGACAAAAUUAUAAAAUAAUUAAGGAAAGGUUGUUGCUAGAAUAAGUUGAUAUGUAUUACGAAUAUAAAACGUUUCUUAACAGAUGUUAGUGCCUUAUAAAUUGAGAUUAAAAAAAAAUUCAUAGCUGUUAAGAUUUUUCAGAUCCAUAUAUUACGAGUAAAAGUAUGUCAUCACCCCGUUGUUUUGUUCCGAUCUUAAGAACUGAAUUACUAUGUAUGUAUCUAUGGUAUGAAUUUCACGUUUAUAAUAGACCUUUAAAACUUUAAUAAUUUUUUUCCUUAAAUCGCUCGGAACAAUAGGGUGAUUUCAUAUUAUUUUUGCUCGCGAGUCUUUAUUCAAUUAUGAACUUUAUUAAUUUCGAAUUAUUUGUAUUCGUAUGUAGGCGUUGUGUUAUGUAUGUAAAUUUUGAUUCAAUUAUAAACUCGUGUGUACGUUUAUAAUUUAGUAAGCCAUGUCAAUCAUGAUUUUAGAAUUUAGAUGAACUGUAUAAAAUGACAGUUUAUUUAUACAUUUAUGUAUAAAAGGUGAUAUUUAAUCAGCCUUACGUAAAAUAGUACGAAGCAUAGUUCGCGCUAAUAAACUUGCAAUCAUGCAAAACGUAAAAAGAAGAAAUAUAAAUUUGUCUAUGCCUUAUGUAUGAUGUGCCUAUCUUUAGGCAAAAAAUUUACUGUAUUUGUUUCAAUUGUUUUUUCUUAUUGAUAUAAAAACAAUUUUUAAAAAUAUUGGCGCGAAUAUAGGUCCCGGAUAUUUUAAAGUUAAAAUAUCCAGAAAUAAUAUUAGAUCACAUUGUUUGAAAUGAAAAAUUAUGAAAACUCCUUGAAUAUCGAUUCAUCCAGGAGUCGAAAUGCAUUAACAUAACAUAGUGUAUGUUUUUCUUAUUUAGGAUGUAUUUUUUUCAUUUUAUUCACUUUCAUCACACGAUUUUUUUGGUUUAGUUUUGAUCUCUGCAUUUAUAACGAUCUGAACCGCGUGUUUUUAGUUUUAUUUAAAAUUCGACCGACAUGCCCACCAUUUUAAAAUUCGUUACCUGUUUGAUCAAAAAAUUACGUCAAAAAAUAUAUUUGAUCAAGUCUUGUAAAUAGGCAUCAUUAUUUUAAGUCAUUAAUGUAAGUAUUGAUUAAUGAAUUAAUAAUUAAGUUUUUGAAAUAUAUUUUUGGAUUGAAGAUAUUGUCGGAGGUUGAUAUUGCUUGAAUUUUGAAAGAACAAAAAUGUUGUGAUUUAAUUUUUCAAUAAAUGGUGCUAUGUAAUGAUUGUUAUGAAAAGAUUUACAAAUAGUUGGCUAGAAUUAAGUUUUGAUAUAGAUUUAACAUGAACUCGAGUUUAUGUAUACGUAUUUUGAAAACCAACAUUUAAAAUAGUCAAAAUCGCAUAAUUAUGUGAAGUUGUGAAGUAACUUUUGUCGAUGAUAUACCUACGUAAAUGCAUAAUAAAUAUAAAUGUAUAACUUCUUAAACUUGAGAUUUUGUAGCUUCGAUCAAAUACGAAAAUAAAAACGUAAUUAUUAUGAAUUUAAGAACUUUAUCAGUAAUUUGUAA
Ostrinia furnacalis (Asian corn borer) is the source of this 5392-nucleotide messenger RNA. RefSeq lists its product as uncharacterized. The record is from RefSeq and is a predicted model, not a curated record. The transcript has 10 exons. Bases 316 to 2613 code for a protein of 765 amino acids. Lineage: Eukaryota; Metazoa; Arthropoda; Insecta; Lepidoptera; Crambidae. Gene Ontology annotation, molecular function: protein binding.